Paracoccidioides brasiliensis Pb18 is the source of this 2973-nucleotide messenger RNA. Its product is annotated as mRNA-binding ubiquitin-specific protease UBP3. Bases 1 to 2973 code for a protein of 990 amino acids. Gene Ontology annotation, cellular component: nucleus; cytosol. The transcript is spliced from 5 exons. Gene Ontology annotation, biological process: protein deubiquitination. Gene Ontology annotation, molecular function: cysteine-type deubiquitinase activity; cysteine-type endopeptidase activity. The record is from RefSeq and is a predicted model, not a curated record.
AUGCCCCACGGCCAGACCCCUAUCCCGCCUCCCAGAAGGCAGCAUGACCUCUCCUACGUCUCUGGGCCGCCUGGCAUCCGGCCGUCUCCCGGCUACCUGCACUACCACCCACCACCACAUGCUGCCCAUACAAAUCAUACAAAUCAUACAAAUGGCCCUCCACAGCCACAACCACAACCACCUCCCCAUUCUUCCUACUCAGCGCAACAGCAGUUCCAGCACUGGUAUCCCUACCAACAAACCCCCCAUCCGCCUCCUCCGCAUCCCCAGCAGUUUCAACCCUAUGCGCCUCUAAUUGUCUCGUCCUACCCUCGGUCGCAACAGCAGCCCCCGCCGCCUGCGCUUCCUGGCCCUCCACCCCUUUCAGGACAAACACCAUCAACAGCACAUCAACAACCACAACAACCUCCACCAACAAUGCUCCCACAUGUACCCCCUCAACCCAGUACUGCUUCAUCAACCCCCUUACCUUCUUCCUUCUCAACUCCAACGCCAACCCCUUUUUCCGCUCCAAGUUCAACCGUAACGGAUAACAGCCACACGAACACUCCCGGCAAUCCCUCCGUCGUCAAAAGCGCUCAGUCUGUCCGCGCAAAUGCGUGCAGCAGCAUCAGCAGCAGCAACAGCCCUGCGCCUCAGACUCCUCCUGCACAACAAGCCAUCCAUACCCAUGAACGGAUAAAGUCUGCAACGCCAUUAUCAAGGCAGCUAUUUCAGCCACCGCUUCCUUGGCUUUCCGUACCUGAAACCCCCUUUCCUGCGAAAGCCCCGCGACGACGACGAAAACCUCGCAUCCUUCAGACUUCUGCAAUACCCGUUGAGUUCCCUACAAAGCCUGGCGACGCUGACGCGGAACCCCAAGAGAGAGCAUCCCCCGAAGAACUGCCGAAACUUGCUUCAUCAAAAGCAGAACCAGAAACCCUUGCAAAUCCUCAGCCCUCCUCCCAAACAGGUCUUAACCAACCUACCACCCCGUCUUCCACCAUUGCUUCUUUUCAAACCUUAGCAAAAACAAAAAUACAACAAACUCCAACGCAACCAGCCAUCGCGAGGCAGGCAGUUACCCCCAUCGUCCCCGUUGUGCCAAUAUUAUUCUCUUCAAGUCCCAGCGCAACAAAACACCCGUCUGCCAACCCAGAUAAGGGAACCUCAGAAACCUCCAAACCGCAUGGAUCAGCUCCAACCACAUCCUCUGAGAACCAGUCGCAGUCGACAGCAGACAUUGCGUCUUCAUCUGUGGAAUCUACCACCGCUACACAAGAAUGCUCCACACCAGCUCCACCAGCUAGACCUCCGCCAAAGUCCUGGGCUGAUCUUGUGCGCACUAAAGCCCCAGCAUCGAGCGCUGACGCCGUCACCACCACUGCUGGGAUUGGCUGUUUCGGUGUAUCCAAGGGCGAAUCUCUUUUCGAUGUUAUUAACAAUCUAGGCUCUGAUCCUUGUCAAUACGGUAAUAAAAUUGCCUUUAUUGAGCCGCGCGGGCUUAUUCUUCAAAUUCUGGUUUUUUGUGUUCCUUUCUAUGAAUUUCUUGACAAAAUCAGUCGGCGUGCUGUUCAUAGUAUUAAGAGCGAGCUUCCACUAAUUGAUGCGAUGAUCAUGUUUAUGAGAGAAUUUCGGGUAAUUGACGCUGCAACGUCCGCUGAGAAAUUGAGGCUGCGGUUGAAGCAAAACGAAUUAGAACAAUAUGGAGAGUCAUUCAUUCCGGAAUAUGUUUAUCAGGUUAUUCGGCAUCUUCCCCGCUUUAGGGACAUGCGGCGCGGUCACCAACAAGAUGCGCAAGAAUUUCUUGGUUUCCUUCUUGAAGAGCUCCACGAAGAAUGCACCCAGGCAGUUAAACAAGCCACAUCCACUGGACCUGAUAUCCCCACACCCGUCGACACCGAUUCGGCAUCUGCAGCCUCCGAACCCUCCGUAGAAGGAUGGCUAGAAGUCGGCCACAAACAAAAACCCUCCAUAACACGCUCAUCAGGCCACGUUGCCUCCGAAUCCCCCAUCACGAAGAUAUUCGGCGGAAAACUGCGCUCCGAAUUCCGCGUCCCAGGCAACAAAAACUCCGUUACCCUCGAACCCUACCAAUCCCUCCAACUAGACAUCGGCUCGCCGCAGGUAACCAACAUCAUCGAUGCGCUGAAGGGCCUCACAAAGCCCGAAACGAUGCAAGGCGAUUUCAACUCCUCCCGUGGCCCCAAAGUAACUGCUACAAAACAAGUGUUCAUCGAGACCCUGCCGCCCGUGCUCAUCCUGCAUCUAAAACGUUUCCAAUACGACAGCGUCACCAAGGGGACACAGAAGAUCUGGAAACGGGUCGGGUACCCGCUCGAACUCGAGGUGCCGAGGGAGGUGUUUCCACCACAUCGGCGGAAUAACUUGCUCGCGGCGCAGGGGAGCGGAGGCGGUAGUGGAUUACCUAAAUACCGCCUGACGGGCGUGAUAUAUCAUCAUGGCAAGAAUGCUAGUGGGGGCCAUUAUACGGUUGAUGUGCGGCGCCAGGAUGGACGGGAGUGGGUGCGGUUGGAUGAUACUGUUAUUCGGCGGGUAAGGAGUGAAGAUGUUGCGGUUGCGGGUGCAGGGGUUGGGGGUGAGGAGGAUUCGAGAAAUCUUGCUGCGGCGCUUGAGAUGCAGAGUCGGGGUGGUGGUGUGGUUGCGGGUGUGGAUAGGUAUGGGAAUAUCUUUGAGAGGUUUGGGAUUGAUGGGGUGGAGGGGGAGGAGGAGGGUGAGGUCGGGGAGAGUGAGGUUGGGUGGAGUCAGGUUAAUGGGAAUGGGGCGGGUAAUGGGGUGGGCAGCGCUGGUGCUGGUGGGUAUGGGUAUGGGAGCAGGAGGUUUGGUGUGAAUGGGAGUGUGUCACCGGCUGGGAGGGAGGGGGAGUCCGGGAAAAGGACGCCGAGUAGUCGGUUUGCGGCAGCGGUGGGAAGACGGGAUAGUAAUAAGGUUGCGUAUUUGUUGUUUUACCAGAGGAUUCAGGGGUCGGUGUAG